ACGACAUCACUGAUCUUAUUUACCCCUCCUGUCUCGUUCAUCAAACAUCGCGAAAAACGACGAGGCCGCUCACGGAUCAGGGCGAGAUCUCGGAACAUACUGGAGCUGGAGGUGUCAGUGGGGAAGGAAGUCAUCUGGCAGAAAGCCAUAAUACAAUUAUAGGAACUUCGUCAGGUCUCCCCGGCAGCCAGGCGUCUGGGAUCGGAGAAGGAAGUCACUUCCCACAAGCCCACAAUACAACGGCAAGAACUUCAUCAGGCCUCAUCGGCAACCAAACCUCGAGGAUUACAAACACAUCGAACACCAGCACUCAAAACCCCGCUGCAAGAGAUGCUGCUGUAGCAGCAAGUGGAGUUGGACUUGCAGAGCAUGAACACGAAAACACGAGAGCGAACGAGGGCUAGGUUCCACAACAACCGAUCAAGGCUUUGGAAACACCCAGGGCGUUGGAAGUGCUCAAGGCGCGGAUUACUCCUCGACCCCAACCAACGAUCUUCCAAUUCUCGCGAAUAUAGAAGCGGGUGGUUAUACUGGCACGAACAAGAGGUCUUCAUAUCACACUGGACCUACAGGAGCGUCAGUACAAGGGCCUCACUCCACCAAUACUGCCAAUCGUCUCGACCCAGCCGUGAAUAAAAGCGGGACUCCACACCUUGAAAAUACGCACGAGCAUUCAGAGAAACAUGGCGGUGGAGGUCGCGCUGCUGAUAGGCACCAUUUAGAUCAACAUGACGGCGAUGGGCAGACUGCUGAAAAGCACCACCUGGGCCGGGAUGCGGCAUUGGGAGUGGAAUUGGUGCAGCAACAUACUUAGCCGACAAAUAUCACCACCGGA
Messenger RNA from Hyaloscypha bicolor E, 835 nucleotides. RefSeq lists its product as uncharacterized. The record is from RefSeq and is a predicted model, not a curated record. Lineage: Eukaryota; Fungi; Ascomycota; Leotiomycetes; Helotiales; Hyaloscyphaceae. The transcript has 4 exons. The annotation marks the transcript as partial.